CUUCUAUAUUCUUCGUCAUUAUUAAUUUUUCAAUUUUAUCGACUGAGUUUUGUUUAAAUAGUGUUGCAUUCAAAAAGGCGGGGAGAUUUGUUUCUAUUUGGUUGUCAUGGUUACUAAGCAUUGCAAAGUAUUGUGUUCAGAAGUCUUUUAACUUCGUAUAUGUAAAAUUAAAGAAAAAUUAUUUUUUCAACUAAUACAAUAUAACAAAGAAAGAUGGUUAGAACAGAUUGGGAACGAAUAUUUUCUUUAAAUGUGUCAUCUUUAACAGACGAAGAAAUCGAGGAUCUAUGUCCUACGAUAAUGCGUUGCAAUGUUGAUGAAAUUUCUGACAUGAAAAAUCUUCAAACACUUAUGAGAAUAUCACAAGAAAUGUUGCAAUAUAAAGAUAAUCAAGUAGAAUCUUUACUUAUAGAAUGCGGAGAGUUAAAAGAUACUUUAUCUUCCUUAAAAGCAGAUUUUUCUAAACAGAAAAUUAAAGGCCAAAACGUAUCUGAUUUACAUUACAAAGAUAAAAGCUUUAUUAAGUCACCUGAUACUAUUGAAACUGCCAAUCAUGAGACUGUUAUACAAGAUAAAAAUGAAAAAAUAGAAAAACUGAUGAAUGAAUUAGAGGGAUUAGAUAGAGAAAAUAUUAUUUUGAAAGAACGAUUAGAAAUGUUGAAAGAUGAGAUGGAGGAUGCAACUGAGAGAAUGAACGAAAUGACUGAUGAAUUAAGUUGUGCACAAUCAAAAGUGCUCCAAUAUAAAGAAAAGAUAUUAGAAUUGGACCGUGAAAAUAUUGCUUUAUUCAAUCAAAUAGAAGAAUUAACUAGUCAACAAAUGGAUAGGGAUAAAGUAAUAGAUGAAUUUGGAAUAGCAAUAGAUUCUAGAAUAACAGAAUGGAAGGAAUUAUUAGAUGAAAAGGAUGCAGAGAUACAGCGUUUAAAAGAUAAUUUAUCACAAUCUUUAUUGCAAUCUGUUACAUCGGUUAAAGAAGACAAUAAUAAAUCGCAGAUAGUAUAUUUAAAUGAAGAGAUUAGUAACCGUGAUAAAAUUAUAACAGAGUUACAAAGUAAACUUUCUGAAGCAAUUGUAGAAAUAAAUGAAGGGGCUGCUAUUAUUGAAAAGUUACAAGCAAAUAGCAAAAAAUUAGAAAAAGAAGAGAAGAGAAAAGAACAAAAGGAGUUAAUAAAAAAAAUGCAAGAAGCAAAUAAUCAAAUAUCCAAUUUACAGAAUGAAUUAGAUCAAGCGCAGGAGGAUUUAAAAUUAAAAAGUGGCGAAUUAUGUGAAAUAUUAUCAAUUUUGAGAAAGUACGAAAAUGGAAAUCAGGGAUUAAAAGAAGCAUUAGAUGAAACAAAUAAAUUAAAAAGUGAAUUAAAUCAUAAAAGAGAACAUAUUAAAGAUCUUGUUAAUGUUAUUAAUAAGUUAGAAAUGUUAAACUCUUAUCAAGAAAUGGAAAUUUUAGCUUUAAGACAAAAAUUAGGAAUUCCAGAGGACGAAUCAAUUUCCAUAGAUAAUAUUUUGAAAAAACGUAGAGAAGAAGAUAAAAGGAUGCAAGAGCUUAUUCAACAAAAUAAAAUGUUAAUAGAUGAAAAUCUCGAAAUGAAAUCAAGUAUAAGAUUGCUAAAAUCAAAUAGAUCGCGUUUGCCUACCAAGAAAUUAGAUUUUUCAAGUGAUACAAUAGACAACAGUACUGACUUUUUGCAUUCGACUAAAUUAUUGGAACCAGGUGGAAAUCAGAUGGUUGAUUUUGAAUUCGUUAAGAUAUAUCAUAAAACUGAUAAAGAUUUUAGAAAAGAAAUGCAAUUAGUUGUAGAAGAGAAUGAAGCUCUUAGAAGAGGCAUGCAUGAAAUUCUGGACAGUAUACGCAAUCAAGAUGGAAAAAGUAUAGUAGAAGUGCAUUCAUAUACUUUGGAAAGAUUAUUGGAAGCAUUAGAUGUCAGACACUUAGCUGGUUGGUAUCAUCCUGCUAUGAGAUUGCAAGAAAAUUUAAAUGUUAUACAAGGUAGUAAUGCGGAAUUAAGAUCUCAACUUAAACAAAUGAGGAAAGAACUUAAUAGAAAGGAUGCUAUAUUGCAAGAUUUGGCAUUGAAUAAAGGUGUAGUCUUAGAAAAAUCGAAAAUCCAAGAUUCUGACAAUGAGGAAAUAAUGUACACUUCAGAAAUCAAAAAUAUGGAAAGUAUUCAUCAAAGGGAAAUAGAGAAAAGAGAUAAAGAAAAUGAAUCAUUGAUAAAAGAAAAGAAAGAUUUGCAGGAUACGAUAGAUAGUUUAAAUCUUCAAUUAGAAAUUUAUGAGAAAGAUCGGGAAGUCUUUGAAAGUGAUGAAGAUGAAAUAAAAAAAGCUUUUGCAAUUAAAAGUAAAGAGUAUAUAGAAGUUGCUAGUGAAUUAUUACUGGUUAAAAGAAAAAUAGUACUUUUGCAAGAACUUCUUAACAAUGAAUCUAUAAAAACAUAUAAUUAUCAGAAAAAUACUGUCGAAAAAGAAAGUUCUUUUAAAAGAGCAUUGGCUGAUGCCAAUAAGCAUAAUAAAAUAUUAGAGUGUGAGACAAUAAGACUGCAAAGUAAUUUAUCUAAUUCCGUAAGUAUUACAGAAUAUAGUGAUCUUAAAGAAAAAUACGACGAAUUAAAUAUAAGAUAUCGUUUUAUUCUUGAAAAAAAUACGAUUUUCGAAGAUACAAAUGAAAUUGAAUUAUUAAAAGACGAAUUAGAUUUAGCGAAAAAAGAAAAAUCUCAAUUAUUAGAUUUGUUUAAGGAAGAGAUUUCUAAAGAAGAUACAAAUGAUAUAGUUGAAAAAUUAAAAGAUUACAAAACAAAAGAAUUAAUGGAAAGACAGCGUGCCGAUCACAUGACCAAACUUCAUGAAAUAUCUCAAAGUCAGUUAACAAAAUGUGAAGACAAAGUUAAAGAGAUCACGACCAUGAAUUGUGAAUUACAAGAGAAAUUAAUUGAUGUUCAUAAAAAAUUAUCUAAAAUUAUUUCUUUACAAAAUUAUCAACAACAAUAUCAUCUAGAUGAAUCAGAAUUGUUGAAUGAUAUAAAAACUUUGAGAAUCGACAAUGAUACAUUAAAAAGAAAGCUUGAAGUUGCUGAAGAAGAGAGUAAAUUGCAGUACAUGGUAAAUUCGUUAAAAACAUUAGAGUUAGAUAAUUUGAGACAUCAGAUUUUGGAUUUGCAAGCGGUUAGCGAAGACAAGGCUACGAUAUCGAGACUUAAUUUUGAAUUAGCUAGUAAGAAAAGUACUGAAAUGGAAUUAAAUGCGCGAAAGUCUCAACUUGAAAGUGAAAUAUCUUAUUUGCAAGAUGAACAUGAGAAAUUGAUGAUACACUCUGAUAAAAUGAGAACCAACAUGCAGUAUUGUAGAAAACAAUGCGACGAUCGUUGCAGAAUUUAUAUCGACAUAAUAGAUUUUUUGCAAAGUCAAUAUGCAGGAUCUUCUUCUUUAAGUGCUCUCGAUAGAGUCGCUUCUACAGCUAAGAAAUUAAAAAAAGAUCAAAUAGAAUUAGAUAUUGAAAUGAAGAAGGCAAAGGAGUAUAGUAAUCGAGUGGUUUCUCAACAAGAAACGUUAACAAAUCGGUUAGAGAUAGUCGAACGUUUGAAAGAUAUAUUGGAGGAACAAAUUGGCGGUGAGAGUAUGCAAGAUAUUUUGCAACAAUUCGCAGAAAAUUCUCAAUACGUAUUAAAUGAUUUGAAACAAAAACGAAGAAUAUCUCAUUUGGAUAAUGAAUUGCAAAUGGCUUAUGAUAAAAUUGUAAAAUAUGAAUCAAUAAUUACAAAUAUGGAAAAUGAAAUGAUUAAUAUGCAAAAGACUUGGACUUAUCCAAGAGAGCAACAAAUAUCUACUGAUGUACAAAUAAAAGAAAUUCAAUCUGAUUUGAUAAAAACGCGGUCAGUUUUCGUUCAAGUUUCGGUAGAACUCAAUUCGAUAGAGAUUCAAACUGAACCUUACGAUUGUUGUUUGAAUAAACAAACAGAUAUCGUUAAUAAUAUUCCGAAAAACAAAUUUGUUCGCGAAGUAGGUAACAAUACAGAGGAAAAUGGUAAUUCGAUAGCCCAACUGAACGAACGUUUAACCAAUGCAUUGAAACUCGUAGCAGAUCGUUCAGAAAUUAUAGUUAAAUAUGAAUCACAAUUGUCAGAUUAUCAAGCAAAAAUAGAUGCUCUUAAUAAAAAGAUUCAAGAAAAAGAGUUUCAACUUUUACAAAAGGAAAUUAAUAUGGAAGAACCUAAACUUGAAGUUCAUAUGUCGAGUAUGGAUUGUAGCGACAAGUUGGCAUUGAAAUCUACAGUGAACAGUUUACAAAAAAUUGUGGCACAAAAAGAGGAGACAAUAGUGAGAUACCAGAAUCUUAUGAAGGAAGAAAGAGAAGAAUAUAUUGAAUCUUCGAGUUGUUUUCAAAAGGAAAUCAAAGAUUUGCAGGAUAAAAUUCAAACGAUGCAAAGUCAUGUUAAUAUUGAGGAAAAGGAACAAAAUAUUAUAAUAGAACUUGACGAAGAAAAAGAGGUUGAAAAACCUGUUACUGCUUACAAUGCAGCACGAGAGGAAGAAAUCGCAAGAUUGAGAGAAAGAAUAAAUACUUUGGAAGCUGAUUUGCAUAUUACAAAAGAAUUGAGCGGUCGUUGGCAUAGAUUGGCAGAAGAGAGACUUAAACAUAUUGAUCGUAUUAGAGAAAGACUCGAGGAGCAGCAUAAUACAGAACUUGAAAGUUAUCGUAAUGAGAUUAUCAAAUGGCAAUCAGAAGCUGAUAUCCUGAGACAACGAUUGUCAGAAAAUCGUGUUGUUCAUACAAAAGGAAAUAUAUCUCUUAUGAAAGAAUUGCAAGAAAAAGAUGACAAAAUACACGAGCUCAGUUUAAAUUGUCAACAAUUGCAGAAUGAAAUCGAAUUGUUGGAAGCCACGAAUCGAUCACUGCCAGCACGUGUGAUCGAUCAUCGUGACGAACUUAGAAUUCACGAAAGUAUUCCUAGUAUUCAACGUGAUCAACCUCAAUCGCAGAAUCAAAUGGAUCUUUUGCGUAAACAAUUACAAUCUUUAAUGGAAAAAGAAAAGAUGUAUAAGCAUGAAAUUGCUGAACUAAAACAACGAGUCAGUCGGGGAUAUAUGGCGGUAAAAACGCAAGAGAAAAAAACGUCUCAGCGGGAGAUGCAAUUGGAAAGGAAGGUUAAAUCUUUGGAGGAAGAAUUAGAAAAAAUGCGAACUCAAUUAGAGAAAGAAUACUUGGCCCAAGAAACUAGAAAAGCAAAGACAGCAAAGGAACUUUCAUUAUGGGAAAAGCAAAAGAAGUGGCAACAAACUGCAGAAAAAUUGCAAGAAAAGUUGAAAGAGAAAACAAACGAGUAUAUCAAAUUAAAUUCGAACUACGAAAAAUUACGAGCGCUGGUUUCUUGCAUGGAACGUGAGAAAUGGUUUUUGAAGAGUAAAAUCAAAGAGGAGGUGGUUCCACAACAGGUGCUGAAUGAUUUACCGAGUAGACCGAUCUCAGCUGCGCAUCAAAGUCUUAUCAUCGAUUUACAAAAGGAAUGUCAAACAUUGAGAGAACGUAUCAGUGAAUUGACUGAACGAUUGGAAAAGGAAAAUAAUCAUGAAUUAUUAACGAAAAUAGAUGAACAGAAGAAUUGUAUAGCUUCGUUAGAAGUUGUUACAAAGGGUAACGAGUACGUAGUAGAAAAAUUGCAAAAACUAGAAAUGACUAGGGAUGCUCUAGAACGAGCUAAUCUUAAAUUGGAAAGUGAGAAUUUCGAAUUACGAUUAGAAAUAGAAAAGGCUAGAACGGAUACGCCACAUUUGCGAGAAAAAGUCGAACAUCUCGAGAGAUACAUUGACUUGUUGAAAGUAGAAAAAUCAUCGGAUUCCAGCCCUAGAUUAUCGAACAAGGACCAUCAGGAAUUGAAUACUAAAAAACCUGUGUUAGAACUAGAGAAAACAAUCUUCACGUUAAAAAGAAUCAUUGAAAAGUUACAAGUUGAGAACAAAAAAUUGAGAUUUAAUUCAAAAAAAACUUAUUUUGUACCUCUUCAAGGAAAGAAAGUUUGUAACGAGAAUGAAUAUCCUUACGAAAAAUUGUACGAGGAAUCUCAAAAGAGAGUGAUAGACUUAGAAACAGAUUUACAACUUGCCGAGCAAAGAAUAACAAUGUUGGAGAAAGCGCAUAAAGAGAAUGACAAUAGCGAGAUUAAUAUCUUAAAACAACAAUUGACUCAUAAAUCAGAGCUCUUGGAAAAAGUAAAACAAUUGUUAACGAGGGCAGCCUUAAACGAAAAAACUCUUCGUCAACGCCUUCAACAACUAGAAUCGAAACAAACUUUGUCACCGAUACCAGAAUGCUACGUAACUGUGCCUAACUUGGAAUGAAAGUAGUAUGAUGUUUUAAUAUUUCACAGUGAUAAUAUUUGUCUUGAUUAAUAAUUUAUUUUACAUAUAGUACGUUUUAAAA
Molecule: messenger RNA, 6409 nt
Organism: Polistes dominula (European paper wasp)
Lineage: Eukaryota; Metazoa; Arthropoda; Insecta; Hymenoptera; Vespidae
Gene: Cep290
Product: Centrosomal protein 290kDa
Biological process (GO): non-motile cilium assembly; ciliary transition zone assembly
Cellular component (GO): centriolar satellite; ciliary transition zone
Source: RefSeq, a predicted model, not a curated record